CGAAGCACGCGUGUGGUCGGAAACACUUUGACGUUUUUUUACGCCCAAGUCAAAGUUUGGUCAAUAUGAGUGCUUUAUUUUUCCACCUCUUGAACCUUAUCUACCUAUACUUAGAAAAUUCAGGGCAUCUCAAGCCAUUUUCAAUUUUCCCCACUAUCUCUUUUUUUCUGCUCCUGCAAGAUGCUUUUUUUCCCUUGAUAUCAACUGAAAUUUCACAGCAGUUUCGAUCUUAACUUUUAAUCUUAGAGUUUUGGUUGCUCGUAUUCGAUCUGGGUUUGUCAAGGUUGAGGAGCCGGUCUACUUUGAAGAAAGAACUCUGAAGAACUGAAGAACAGAAGAACAUGGAAGUUUUCUCAUCAAAGUUUGAACAUAGAAGAAGUGGUCAGAGUUGAAUUUGGAAGAACUAACAAGAUACUGUCAAUCUUUAGGAUAUGUCAUCUAUGGUUGAUAAGGGCUGGAUGAAUUGUUCCCGUAAUUCUGCUCAGUAAAUAGAAGGUGUUAGGUCAUUUAUAGAAUUUGUUAAUCAAAAUGGUGGUGGAAAUACCUUAUAUGCAUGCCUCUGUGUUAGAUGUAGAAUGGUAAAGGAUUGAAGCCAGUUAGCAAAAUUUCAUUUCAUUUGCUUAGGUAUGGUAUUCAAUCUACGUAUACGACAUGGCGUUUUCAUGGGGAAAACUUAGAGGUAGAAGCACAAUCACUCGAGGAUAACACUAAUAAUGCCAAUUUAGCUGAGAAUGUAGAAAAUGUAGGAGAUGUAGUUGUUGAUCCUGCUAUAGGUGUGCGUGAUGAUUUAGGAGAUGUUGUUGAAGAUGUCGAUGCUGCUAUAGGGGUAGAUGAUAAUUUUGGAAUAGAUAGUGGGAUUCAUAAUGAUGUUGGAAGCAGGAAAAGGAAAAAAAAGAAUUCUGUCUAUGAGCGUGCAAAAGAACCGUUAUAUCCUUCAUGUCCUAAAGGAGUGACAGCAUUAUAUGCUUCUAUCAAAUUGAAUCACAUAAAGACACAGUAUGGGUUUUAUGAUAAUGGUAUGACAUCAAUCUUAGAGUUGAUGAAGGAGUUGCUUCCUAAAGAAAAUAUGUUGCCAUCUAAGUACCCAGAAGUGAAAAACAUGAUCCAAGAACUAGGAAUGGAUUAUAUAACAUAUGAUGCCUACGUAAAUGACUGUAUUUUUCAUUGGAAAGAUUGUGCAUUAUUGGUGCAGUGUCAUGUUUGUCAAGAAUCUAGGUAUAAGAAGGUUUUUAAUGAUGAGAGGAAGAUUACUACUAUUGCUCAGAAGACGGUAAGACAUUUUUCGUUGAUUACAAGGCUGAAAAGGUUUUAUAGUGAACCAUGGAUCGCGGAGGCAAUGACUUGGCAUUCUAGAGCAAAGUCAGAUAUAAACGUCAUGCGUCAUCUCGUCGAUUCUUCAGCUUGGCGUUGUGCAGAGAGUUUUUCACCUGAGUUUUCCAAGGAACCAAGGAGUGUUACACUUGGGAUAUCAACUGACGGUUUCAAUCCAAAUGGGUGUUUCGGUCUUGCACAUAGUUGUUGGCCUGUGAUUAUGGGUAUGUAUAAUUUAAAUCCUUCGUUGUGUAUGAAGCGGGAAUUCUCCUUGUUGACAUUGCUGAUAUCAGGCCAUAAAGCUCCCGGUAAAAACUUUGAUGUUUAUUUAGAAAUAUUGGUCGAUGAGUUGAAGCAGUUAUGGGAUGGUGUUAUAGCAUUUGACUCCUUCAGCAAUACUGAAUUAUUGAUGAGAGCACGGUUGUUGUGGGCAAUUCACGAUUUUCCAUCGUUGGAUACUUUAUCUGGUUGUGCAACUCAUGGAUAUUUUACGUGUCCUACUUGUGGAGAAGGUAUUGUUGCUGAUUAUCUUCCAUUUACUAAGAAGAUCUUCUAUAGGGGACACCGAAGAUGGCUACCAGUGAAACAUAAGUAUCGCUAUGACAAGACAAACUUCGAUGGAGGGGUAGAGCACGGUACAACUCUAUGGCCACUAACAGGGCAGCAAAUACAAGAGAUUGUAGAUAAAAUCAGAUCCAAGAAGCGCAAGGGAAACAACCUUCACUAGAAAGUUUGAAACGCAAAAGGAAAGCUGAUCGUGAAGCGGAAAUAGAAGGUGAUGUCAAUGCGGAAGAUGAGGUUAAUGACCAAUAUUCAAUGUUUAUUCGAAGAUCUAUUCUCUAUGACAUGCCCAACUCGGGUUCAAAUGCAAUUCGCCAUAUCACAGGUGUGAUGCACACGGAGAAGAAUAUAACGGAGCAUCUUCUGAAUAUUAUGAUGGGAAAUAGUAAGUCAAAGGAUAGUCCUGCUGCACGUCAAGAUAUGGAAUAUAUGGGGAUAAGAAAGAAGUUGUGGUUGAAAGAGGAUGUUGAGACUGGUAGAACAGUAAUGGAAAGAGGAACAUUUGAGCUGAUGAAGAAGGAGAAGAUUGAAUUUUGUACAGUUUUGAAGAAUCUAAAGGUGCCGUCUGGUUUCUCUACAAAUCUUCGCAACUGUGUCAUUGUUAAUCCUCCGGAUCUAAGGAACUUCAAGUCUCAUGAUUACCAUGUCGUAAUGCAGCAUCUGCUUCCGCUGCUGGUUCAUACAUCAACCUCACUACCUAAAGAUCUACGAGUUUCUCUUCUCAGGAUCAACAUCUUUUUCAACAUUUUGUGCGCUAAGGUUAUAAACCGGGAACAUCUGUUAAAAGCAAAAGCCAGCCUCGUAGAAGCAAUUUGUGUUCUGGAGAAACAUUUUCCUCCAUCGUUCUUUGUUAUCAGUAUUCAACUGAUGAUACAUCUUGCAGAUGAAGCUUUAAUCUCCGGUCCGGUGAGAUUCAGGUGGAUGUAUCCCUUUGAGAAGUUAAUGAAAGGUUUUAAAGUGUUGGUGCGAAACAAAAGGUACAUUGAUGGGUGCAUUGCAAGAGGGUAUACGCUACGAGAAGCAAGCUUGUAUGGUAUGGAGGAUGUGUCAAAGAAUGGAUAUGACUCCUAUGUUAACUGCGAGAGCUCUAAUAGUCAGAGAAACUGUUCGUCUAAGAAUACCUCAGAUUUUCAUUUGUGGUUACGAGAAGAGCUGUUAAAAGCUAAUGAAGCGAAUUCAACACUUUGGCGACUAGUGCAUGGACCUCUCUUCAAGGCGCAGUCGUAUAAAAGAUACCAAGUCAAUGGAUUUACGUUUUGUGCACAAGAUUACCAGGUGGGGGUUUUAUCACAAAACAGUGGUGUGUCAAUGAGAGCUGUUACAAGUUAUAGAGCGAAGUCCACAGACACAGAGUACUUGGAAACAGAAAUGACCUAUUAUGGAGUCAUUAUGAAGAUUAUCAAGUUGAAUUAUAUGGAAUUUGAAGAAACAGUUUUUUAUUGUGAUUGUGUGAAGGUUGAAGACAAGACUAAUGGGUGCAAGGUUGAUCCAAAUUCAAAGUUGAUAAAGAUUAGCUUUUCUAAGAUGAAAAGCAUUGAUGGAGCUCUGGAUGAGCCGUUUAUUCUUGCAUCUGAAGCGAUACAAGUGUUCUACUCAAAGGAUAUUUCUGAAAAAGGGUGGUUAUUAUGGCAUAAGUGGAGGUAGAUGAGAAUGGUCUUCCCAUUUCCCCCAAUGCAACAACAUACGACCACAGGAAAGGCUCCUUGGUUCAUAGUCAUGUCCAUAUCUCGUUCAAAACAUGGAAGCGUGUGCCAGAUACUUACAAAAAUGAUAUUUGGAAUGAACUACUGAAAUCAUUUCAUUUACCCGAGUUUUCUAAGAUAACCAUGGUUAAGGAGAUGUCUGGUCCAUGGAAGAGACGAAAGUAUGAGUUACGAAAAGAAUAUUAUGAUCCUUAUGAUAUUCAUGAAGAAAGGAUUCUACAUAUUCUUCCAAAUGUUAAAAAAUAGGAGUGGAUAGAGUUCUGCAAGAAUGAAAGCACUGAAAAAGCACAGGAAAGAAGAGCUGAGCACAAGAGGAAAAGAGAACUAUAUGAUUACUCUCACACCACUAGUCGUAAACCUCAUUCUUUGGUGAAAGCUGAACUGGAGCGCGAGAAUCCCGAUGUGGAAAUCAGCACCUCUGAUGUCUGGAUUAAAGCUCAUCCUCAAGAGGGUGGGGAAAUUCUGCCUAGUGCGCAAAGAUACUUUGAUGACCUUAAGAAGGCCCAAGAAGAUAUUAAGGGGAAAAAAGUUGCGGGUGUUCAUGUAUCAGAUUUGGAUGUAAUGACUAAAUUUUUUCAGAAAGAAUGUAGAUGAUGGAUUCAUGAUGUUGGUCCUGUUACUCGUACUCAAUACGAUUAUUCUGCUCCUGUGCGUGCCAAAGUACAAGAAUUAAAAUCUAAGGAUGGAGCUGUUAAGCAUCAGUUGGAUGAGCUAAGUGACAAGGUGGGGAUUUUGAUCCAAGGCUUGGGAUCACUAUGUCACAAUAUGAAGGAUAUCCAGUUCGCAAUGCUGGGGUCAUUUGUAGCAUCAAACAACAACGGUUGUUUACAAGGUCAGGCAGCUUCACCUUUUCAGAAUAAUUCUGUCGCUGAUGCACCUUCACCUGCUCAAACACCUUCACCUGGGCAAACCAUAUCACUGGCUCGAUCAUCAGCAAGUGUUGAAAUGCAUCCAUGUUCAUUGUUGAACAUGGAUGAGGAAGUUUUCGCUAUUGGUAGACUGUGUAAUGGUGCUAUGGGACGUAUGUGUCACGUCUCUAUUGUACCAGCUAAUCUUGGAAAGGUGUUGGUGGAUAAGAUUCUCAUGCCAGAUGCACCAGUCGUAAAAGCUAACAAGUUUGUUGACAUCUUUAAAGAUGUUACUUUGGAGGGUACGUGCUUCAUCCAAAGAAGUGCAUCAAGAUUGACUAGUUGGGUUGGCGGUCGACCUACUUUUUUGGAGAUAUGUAAUGAAACUCUUCAUUGAUAUCUCAGCCAUCGAUAACUGACAAACAUAUAUGACUGUUAUCUUUUUUGCUUAUAUAUGUUCCACUUUUGUACAUGUGCUUAACAUGCUAAAAUGUAGAUGCAGUUGCACUACAGUUGUAUCUUAAGAAAAACUUUGAAUCCUAAUGUAUCUAUGUGAACCGGCAGUACUAAUAUAAGUUUUUCUUUUAUGUA
Messenger RNA from Papaver somniferum (opium poppy), 5014 nucleotides. RefSeq lists its product as uncharacterized. Lineage: Eukaryota; Viridiplantae; Streptophyta; Magnoliopsida; Ranunculales; Papaveraceae. Bases 2128 to 3516 code for a protein of 462 amino acids. The record is from RefSeq and is a predicted model, not a curated record. The transcript has 11 exons.